GCUGACUUUCACCGACGCACCGGAUGUUGAUCAAACAUGGCGGCGACCUUGUGGAUCCGCGAGACUCUGCUAUGAAUUAUAAUCAGAAGAAAUGAAGAUUUAUACAUGUUUAUAUUUCGUAUAUAUAAUUAAACUCUAGAAUCAGUCAUGUUCCCAGCACUAAAGAACGUGUUUUUGGGCUUUGUCCGGACAUCAAGCCUGCCAGAUGUCCUGCAGAACAACAUGAAGGUCCUGUCAGCGGGACUGAGGACUUAUGAAGUUCCACCAGACUUCAGCGACGUGGUUCUUCCAGAGAAGCCGAAACUGAAAUUCCUGGAAAAGGUCCCGAAUUUGAAACAAGCAAAGAAGGAGAUGAAGAAGCUGCGUGACAUCCAGGGACCGGCCAAAAGCGGCAAUACCUUCACCAAAGGACAGUACGGCAUUGUGGCUCUGGGUGGAGGAUACUUGCACUGGGGUCACAUGGAGAUGAUGCGGCUCACCAUCAACCGCCGCAUUGAUCCCAGCACCACGUUUGCCCUGUGGCGCUUCAGUGCCCCUCACAAACCCAUCACCCGUAAAGGACUGGGUCAACGCAUGGGCGGCGGAAAAGGUGCCAUCGACCACUACGUCACUCCAGUGAAAUGCGGCCGGCUGGUAGUAGAGGUCGGAGGUCGCGUCGAGCUGGGUGAGGUGGAGGCGGUGCUCACAGAAGUGGCCAAGAAGCUGCCCUUUCCAGCCAAGGUGGUGAGCAGGGAGAGUCUGGCGGCGCUGCAUCAGGAACAGGCCGAACGCGAGACCAACAACCAAAACCCCUGGACCUUCCAGAGGGUCGCGCGGGCCAACAUGCUGGGCAUUCGCAAAGUCCUGAGCCCGUUCGACAUUCACAAUCACGGACGCUACGCUGGGAAGUUUUACUACCCUAAAAGGGUGUAAUGUGUUUGAGAUAACACCUCAGAACUAUGUCAGCAGACAUCAUAAGAUGAGCAGGAUGUGGUGUGCUAAUAUCCUGAAUGUUAUCACUUGCUUUUGAGUUGUCUGUCAUUUACUUAUCAGACACGCUCUGCAAGACUGUGCAGGUUUCAUAACGCAAGUGAUAGAAGACACACGAAGUGAUCACCUGUUUACUUGAUAUGCUCUUUUAUCAAACAUGGAGUUUUGUGUGAGAAAAUGUUAAGUGCUGUAUAAAUGUUAAAUACAAUAUGUAAGGCAAAUAAAUGUGGUUUCUUUGUA
Messenger RNA from Ctenopharyngodon idella (grass carp), 1209 nucleotides. RefSeq names its product mitochondrial ribosomal protein L16 (gene mrpl16). The transcript has 6 exons. Gene Ontology annotation, biological process: mitochondrial translation. NCBI's taxonomy places the organism in Eukaryota, Metazoa, Chordata, Actinopteri, Cypriniformes, Xenocyprididae. The record is from RefSeq and is a predicted model, not a curated record. Bases 148 to 912 code for a protein of 254 amino acids. Gene Ontology annotation, molecular function: rRNA binding; structural constituent of ribosome. Gene Ontology annotation, cellular component: mitochondrial large ribosomal subunit; ribosome.